UUAAGAUAUUUAAAAUGUCUUCUUUGGCUCGUUGUCUCGAAGAAGUUUAUUUGCUUACUCCACAUAUGCACAUGAUUUACACGGUCAAUCGCUGACACUGAGUUAAAUUGCAGACAACUUCACAAGUUCUAUCAUGUUUCUUAGCGUCUUCCAAAAAUUAAAAACGUAAUUAGUUCACUGAGGUUAGGUCAAAUUUGAAAUAUACGCAGUUUUGUGUGAUGUCGAAAGUUUGUCUUUCUCAUGUUUGGGGGAAAAAACUAGGAACUGGAAAUGCUUUUGAUGAGGAUAAAUAAUGUUGCUAGCAACUUUUUACGAAAUAUAUAAUUUGGAUGAUUCAAAGAAACUUGGCAGUAGUUUGCAUACGUUAUGCCAUUUAUUGGAGAAGAAUUUAAUCAAGACAGUUGAUUCUAUCCAUACAAAAUGAACGGAUUUGGAGAUGAACAACACACCACAGACUGGAGUUUUGAUGGGGUAAACCCCCGAUACCAUAACCAAUCCUAUAUCAAUGGGGACAGGUGGUCCUCAACCAACACUUCCGAAUUUCCUCCUAUUAAUCGUCCACGCCUGGUUAAGAUAGUCAGUUUCUGGCUUACCCUGCUUCUGGUUGGUCUUAUUUGUGCCAUUAUCUACUUGGCACAUAUUCGAGAAACCAAGACUCGCUAUUAUAUUUCACAUGGAAAGCUGGCUAUUCUACAGGAGUAUUCAACAGCUCUUGGUAACAAGGAAUCGAUGGAAUAUAAAUCACUAACUGCCAGUUUUUGCAGUGAGAUGGAUAAGUCAUUCAGGAGCAGUCGUUUACAUACAAAAACCUAUCGGAUGUGCAUUGUUACGAAUCUAAGGCCAGGUAGUGUGAUUGUGACUUUUACGUUAUACUUUGACGCUACAGUCGAUUUGUCGGAUACGGAAGUGAUAAAGACCAUCAAUAAUUCCGUACAGCAUAUUGGCUCCAAAAACAUGCUGGGGAACUAUCCCAUCGACAUAAAUGGAAUCUCUAUUACUACCACAUUAACACUUUAUGAACAGGACCCGAUACCAUUUCUAGAACCUGACAGUGAUUUUAUUAUACCACCAACAACUAAGCAAACUACUCCAUCGACAACAGUGACGUCAACAUCAACUAUUCCGGCAACAGUAACAACAGCUAUAUCUCCAGCAGACACAACUGAGACAAAAUCGACGACAACGUCGUCAACAGAAACAACCAAAGUAACAACGGUGAUGAUUCAGCCAAUCACGAAGACAACUAAAUCAACUACGACUAUGCCAAUGACAACAACUGCUGAAACAACAACUUAUUCCCAUACAGAAGCAAUUACUACUUUGUUAACCUCGACAACAGAACCAAAAACAACGACGACGUUGCCUUCCACAGUAACAACUAAACUGACGACAACUAUACCGCCUACGACAACAACUGAAGGUACAACGUCAUCACAUACGUCUCCUACCACAACAAUAACGCCGUCAUUGGCACCAACAGUAACAACAAAACCGACAACUACCAUUGAAUUACCCACAUCCACUCAGGAUACAAAAGCAACUACUUUUGUUCCAACCAUAACCACUGAAGCAACCACGUCAACGAAUUUGCCACCAUCAUCAACUACGAAGGCGACAACUCUUACUCCAUUUACUUCAUCAACUGAAGCCAAAACAACAACGAUAAUGUCACUUAUCACAACAGAAGCUACGGCCUCUCUGUCACCAACAACUGAAACGAAAACUACAACAACAGAAGCGAAAACAACAACGACUUUUUCACCUUCGACAAGAACCGAACAAACAACGCCAACAGUAACAUCUGAAGUAACAACAACGGAGACAGGUUCACCAGCCGUAACAACUGAAGAAACAACCGUGAAGAACACAACAAGAGAGGCCACAACCAGCAAGGAUACCACUGAGGCAACCGUUACAAACACAACCAGCGAGGAUACAACUAGAGAAGUCACGACCGAAGCAACCACAGCAAGUACAACCGCCGCAGCAGCUACAAACACAACUAGAGAGGACAUAACGACAGCAUUGUUUACAAAUACAACUAACGACGUCACUACAGAAAAUACUAUUACAAUGACAACUAGCGAGUUCACGACUGGUAUAACUCUAAACACAACUACAGAAUACACAACUGAGCCAGCCGUUACUAACACAACUAAAGAAUACACAACUAAGCCAACUGUUUCAAACACAACUAAUGAAUUCACAACUGAGCCUACAUUUACAAACAUAACUAGAGAAGAUACAACCGUUGUUAAUUCAAGCGGUGACACGACCGGAACAUCCAGUAUUGCUACAACGGUUUCCCCAUUUACUGCCGAUGUAAAGUUCUCGAGCAAAAACAUCCUUGCCAGGGAAGAUACAACGUUAGAAUGCGUUAUUACAGUUACAGAUCAAUGGAAGAAAGUAACUAUCAAUCAAGAAACUGAGACAGACUUUGUAUUUCUAGCUGAGUUUUACAGUAAUGGUUCUGUGUUUUCCCAAGUUACAAGUGAAUUCCUGUCUGUGGUUUUUAAACAAGAUAACGAAACGAUUGAAACCAUUAUACAUAUAAACAUUCAAAACUCGAGUUCAUGUCCGUCAUUACUUCAUUUUGGCUGUGGAAUAAUAAUGGAGGAUACAUUUAAAUCUGUUAUAACAAAAACUAGCGUAUUGUCCAUCACAGCACCUCUUCACAAUGUAACUCUGGAUAUGGCUAAUGUAUACUACAGUGGGGAAAGAUUAGAGCUGAUCUGCCGGACGAUCACAGACUUUGAAUAUGGAGACGUUGCUUUGGAGGUCCGGUCUCCGAACGGUUCAGUUUUCAAAGAACCUGCUCCGAGAACCAAGUAUGCAUCAACAAGGAACAGUGAUUGUUCCGUGAACUUUGAGUGGAUGUUUAAAAGUGGAAUUUCUUUGGAUUCAUCUCUGAAUGGAUCGACAGUGUGGUGCAUUGCAUCUAACAGACUCUUAAACACAUCUGUCUCCACGUCACAAUUGAUCACCGUUUUGGUGUCAGAGGUGUCGUUUUCACAAUAUUACGUGUCUGAUUCAGUAGGAAAACCGGUGACGAUUGAAUGCAAAACGAACACUCUAUCGUCAGACAUUGACAAGAUGGCCGUGUAUAAAACAUUCAAUGGCACAAAUGAAACGAUUGCUGUAUAUUCUAACGGAAAUACAAAUAGUAGCUCAGAUCUUAUAGCGACAUUUCUGGAUGGAGUUCUGACCUUGACGCUCUCAAGUCUAAAGUGUAACGACGAAGGAUUAUAUAUUUGUAUUGUAACAACUGGAAAUUCAGAAGUGUCUUCACCUCUCUUCCUAACUUUGCAACCAACAGUUUUAGCUGGAUCCACGGGUGUCUCCAUGUCUCUUAACAUUGACAUUGUGGAGAACACUUAUCGUUAUACAUCGGAACACUCCUGCUUUGGAGAGAUAGGAUACCCGGAUGCAAGUGGUUACCUGUCUUUGACCGCCACUCAUCCAACCAGUGGUGAGACUGUUGUUUACAAUGAAGAGGUCGUUACGGACACAAUGAAAGUCAAAACUGCAGUUGGAUCAAACAUUUAUGAUUAUGGUGUGACUCUCGCAAAUGAUUUUGUGAUUCUAAUUAGGGAAGAUAGAAAGGUGCAGGAAAAUUGCUCUACCAUACACAAAGUGAGGUUCUUUCUCAAUGUUUCGAGAGAGUGGAGCAGGGGAAGUUUAAAAUGCGAGAUUCGGACAAAGGAAGAACGGAUACCUACGAGCGUAAAAGAGGAACAAUUUUAUGUUAUUCCCAGCGAUGCUUGUAAUAACAACAACAAAACGACCCCAUUUAAUCUUGAUCAUGAAAGACAAGACAACUGUAACACCUAUAUACGGUGUGGUAGAGGAGAACCACCUGAAGGGAAAACGUGUCUAGAGCCAACUCUCUGUAUGGACGUCCAGAUAGGCUACUGUGACGACUGUGAACGAGCCACAUGUAGAGAGAUUCGAACAACAACAGAUACUCCCACGACUGAAUCCAUGCAAGGAAAUGGGUAUUUUGACUGUAAUUCAUCGUACGUAUACGAAGGAGAAACCGCAAAUAUCGGUUGCAACUUAAAUACGACUUCAUUCUUUUCUAUCAAUGUGACGAGAUUGAAUUCAACCAUUGCGUCCAUACUAGCGGACGGAAGCGUUAUUGUCCACUCUGAGUACCAAGGUAAACUGACUGCCAUACUUUCCCUCGCUUCAUUGCGUCUUAGUAUCACCCUCUCAUCAGUGAUAUGUUCGGACUCUGACACGUACACGUCAAAAAUGUAUCUACGCUCAGGAGAUGUUCCUUUUACAACCUUCAAAGUUAUUAUGAAAGUUAAACCGGAAAAUCCUUCGCUUACACUUGAUCAUAGCCUAAUUGAUGGACAAAACUUGAAGUCCCACAGUUGCACUGGUUAUGUAGGAAAUCCACCAGGAUUUCUGGAAAUCCAGAUUAAGCGUUUUAGUUAUUCCAACUUUACGAAGUACAGUACACCACUACAAAGAAUAUCCAGCUCUCUGGUGGACGCAGGAAAUUGCAGCUUUAGGCAAACAUUAAACUUUUCAAUAGAUCUUACAUCAGAUAGUUGGAGCAAUGUGACGAUGAGAUGUGUAGCAGUCAAUCGAGUGUCUUUAGAGGUCACUGACGUGGUCCCAAGUUCUUUUCUGUUUUCAGUGACGAGUAUAACAAGCGACUUCUGUAAGAACAAAACUGCAGACUAUUUCGACUAUCACCCCAUGGGCUGUCCCUUCUACGUCCGAUGUUACAGAGGAACACCAUAUAGCAAGGAGUGUCAAAAAGAUCUGUGCAUAAAUCCAGAAAUAAAAGCAUGUGUUUAAAAUAGACUGAGUACAUUGAAUCUACCAAAAAUGAAUACAUGUGCUUUAAAAGUUCGGUCGAUAUACUAGCUAGAUGAGUUAUGGUUUUGACCUUGUAUUGUAAUGUCUGUUUAUCUAUUGUAUAUUUCAGUAGUUGUUGUCCAAUAUUUCCUAACACAUGCAUAAACAGGGGUAUUUUUGGUAGUUGAUUUUAAUCAACUUUCC
This is a messenger RNA of Magallana angulata, 5016 nucleotides long. RefSeq names its product mucin-3A-like. Gene Ontology annotation, molecular function: chitin binding. The transcript has 16 exons. The coding region runs from base 421 to 4812 and encodes 1463 amino acids. NCBI's taxonomy places the organism in Eukaryota, Metazoa, Mollusca, Bivalvia, Ostreida, Ostreidae. Gene Ontology annotation, cellular component: extracellular region. The record is from RefSeq and is a predicted model, not a curated record.